Aspergillus puulaauensis is the source of this 1107-nucleotide messenger RNA. Its product is annotated as homoserine dehydrogenase. The transcript is spliced from 2 exons. Gene Ontology annotation, molecular function: aspartate kinase activity; NADP binding; homoserine dehydrogenase activity. The coding region runs from base 1 to 1107 and encodes 368 amino acids. NCBI's taxonomy places the organism in Eukaryota, Fungi, Ascomycota, Eurotiomycetes, Eurotiales, Aspergillaceae. The record is from RefSeq and is a predicted model, not a curated record. Gene Ontology annotation, biological process: L-homoserine biosynthetic process; aspartate family amino acid biosynthetic process.
AUGUCUGCUCCAGUCUACCUUGGUAUCAUCGGCGUCGGCGGCGUUGGAACCGCUUUCCUGCAGCAACUCGCGCGCCUCCCCAACGCUCCCAAGCUCGUCCUCCUCGCCCGCUCCAACCAAACCCUCCUCUCGCCUACCCCGUCCUACUCCCCCGCCAUUCCCGCCGCAGAGUGGAAAACGGCCAUUGAAGCCCCCUCCCUCACCAAGUCCGGUGCCCUCACCCCAGACGAGAUCGCCGGGUACCUCGCCUCCGCCCCCGGCCGUUCAAUCCUCGUCGACAACACCAGCGACCCUGCGCUCGCGAGUUCGUACCCUGUCUUCCUCCGCCGCGGCGUCAGCGUCGUCACCCCGAACAAGAAGGGUUUCUCGUCGGACCUCGCUCUGUGGAAGGAGAUCUUCUCUGCCGCAAAUGAAGGAAAGGCAUUGGUUUACCACGAGAGUACAGUUGGCGCGGGUCUGCCCGUGAUCUCGACAUUGAAGGACCUUACCGCGACAGGCGACGAGGUUACCCGCAUUGAGGGUGUGUUCUCCGGAACUCUCUCAUUCCUGUUCAACACCUUUGCUCCCGCGUCUGGGUCCUCGAGCGCGAAGUGGAGCGAGGUCGUUAGCCAGGCUAAGGAGCUGGGCUACACGGAGCCUGAUCCUAGAGAUGACCUGAACGGCAUGGAUGUUGCCCGGAAGCUGACCAUCCUUGCCCGUAUUGCCGGAUUGGAGGUGCAAGCUCCCGACUCGUUCCCGAUUGAGUCGUUGAUCCCCAGCGAGCUUGCGAGCCUGCCUUCCUCUGCUGAGGGGAUCAAGGAGUUCAUGACGAGGCUUCCUGAGUUUGAUGGCCAGUUGGCGGCCAUCAAGGAGGGUGCCGAGAAGGCUGGCAAGGUUGUGCGGUAUGUUGGGAGCAUUGAUGUCGGGAAGAAGGAGGUCCGCGUUGGACUUCAGCAGUUCGAUAAGGAUAGUGCCAUUGCCGGCCUCAAGGGUAGCGACAACAUUAUCUCCUUCUACACCCGCCGGUACGGCAGCAACCCGCUCAUCGUACAGGGUGCCGGUGCUGGUGGCGAUGUGACUGCUAUGGGUGUGACUGCUGAUCUGAUUAAGGUGAUUCAGCGUCUGUAG